AUGGCACAACCAGAAGCAAGGGGCACAUCCACAGCCCAAGAUAUCGAGAUGACUGCCCCAACCGACUUGAAAUUGGUCAAGGACACGACCAACGCAGACGAGGCCAUGAAGGCUUUUGAAGAAUUGCAAGGCGAGGCGAUUGAGCUGGACGAAGCUACCAAUCGCCGUCUUGUAAGAACCAUCGACCUUCACAUCAUGCCUAUCAUGUGUCUCGUCUACGCGAUGAACUUCCUCGACAAAACUACCUUGUCGUACGCUAGUAUCAUGGGUCUCAAAGAGGAUCUUCAUCUGAUCGAUGACCAGUACCAGUGGUUGGGCAGUUUGUUCUACUUUGGGUAUCUCGCCUGGGAGUAUCCGACCAACCGCUUGCUGCAACGAUUACCGCUCGGCAAAUAUUCAGCCGCAUGUAUCUUGAUUUGGGGACUCAUCUUGUGUUGCUUCGCAGCCACCAAGGAUUAUUCCGGGGCAAUUGCGAUUCGAUUCUUCCUGGGAGUUUUUGAAGCUGCCGUAACACCUGGAUUUGCUCUUUUGACCUCACAGUGGUAUACCAGGAACGAACAAGGCAAGCGUGUGAACAUCUGGUACAGUUUCAACGGCUGGGGCCAGAUUAUCGGCGGCCUAGUCGCCUACGGCAUCGCCGUCGGCACCAGGAAAAACGGGUCGCUGAUCGCACCCUGGAAAAUCGUCUUCCUAUUCACAGGUCUACUGACCAUCGCGUUGGGACUGGUCUUCCUUUGGGUAGUUCCCGACAGCCAGCUGAACGCUCGCUGGUUGAAAAGGGAAGACCGCAUUCUUGCCAUCGCCCGCGUGCGUGUCAACCAGCAGGGUAUCGGCAACAAGCACUUCAAAUGGUACCAGGCCAAAGAAGCACUUCUCGACCCAAUGACAUGGGCAUUCUUUUUCUUUGCUGUUAUUGCCAAUAUUCCAAAUGGUGGAAUCACCAACUUCUUCAGUCAGCUUAUUAAAAGCUUCGGCUACACCUCCGAGCAGAGUCUGCUCUAUGGCACUCCUGCAGGCGCAGUGGAGGUCAUCGCUCUAGUCUUGAACGGCAUCGUUGGUGACAAGACCGGGCAGCGGAUUCUGACUAGUAUCGGUGGUUUAUUUGCUGCCACUGUAGGCGUGAUCCUGAUGGUCGCACUGCCUCUUGACAAUAAUGUUGGUCGUCUCAUUGGAUAUUAUAUGACACAAGCAUUUCCCACCGCAUUCGUGGCCCUGCUGUCACUGAUUUCUUCCAACGUCGCGGGAUAUACUAAGAAGACAACUGUGGCGGCACUAUACUUGAUUGGAUAUUGUGCGGGUAACAUCAUUGGCCCAUUGACCUUCCGCCCGGAAGAUGCCCCGCGCUAUGUGUCGGCGGAAAUUGUCAUCAUCGUCUGCUGGGGUGUCUGUUUGUUUUUGCUCUUGGUGAUCUGGUGGUGGUACAAUAAGGAGAACCGACGGAAGGCUGAGAUUGUCUCACGGCCUGAUUAUGUUCACGUCGAAGGACAGGAGUGGCUUGAUCUGACAGACCGGGAGAACCACGAAUUUGUCUACACUCUCUAA
Molecule: messenger RNA, 1542 nt
Organism: Penicillium olsonii
Lineage: Eukaryota; Fungi; Ascomycota; Eurotiomycetes; Eurotiales; Aspergillaceae
Source: the annotation of a GenBank genome assembly